Molecule: messenger RNA, 8916 nt
Organism: Pelodiscus sinensis (Chinese soft-shelled turtle)
Lineage: Eukaryota; Metazoa; Chordata; Testudines; Trionychidae
Source: RefSeq, a predicted model, not a curated record
AGAGCUCUGCUUUCCUGUAACAGACACAAGAAUGUGGUAUCUCCAGAUCUUGGUCUGGUUACAUGGUGGGUGUGUGGGUUGGGCAUCUGUCUCUCUCCUUAUCCCUCCUAGAACGGAGAUUGCUUUCCUUCCCCCACCUCACCAGUCUGGAAGGCUGUAAAAGCCACACUCUGAUAGCACACUAGCCUUGAGAUAUUUGGGUACAAGGAGCCUCUCUACGCCCCAGCGGUGGGCGGCCGAGUCUCUCUCAAGGAGACAGGCUGGCUUCAAUGCAGCUGGAUUUCCUUGGGCUGCAGCCGUGGAAGCGUUGCGCUGCCAAGGGAGACAUUCCUGAAGAGCUGAGGUGACUUUUUGUGCGGCCCUGCUGCCCCAUAGAAAGGCUGUGGCUGGACAGAUCUAGUUUUGGACCAUGGGGAGCAGCAAGAGCAAACCCAAAGACCCCAACCAGAGGAGACGCAGCCUGGAAUCUGCCGAGAACGCCCACCAUGCCGGCUACCCUUCCUCUCAAACGCCCAGCAAGACACCUGUCCCCGAUGCCCAUCGGACCCCCAACCGCUCCUUCGGGAGCAUGGCUGCUGAGCCAAAGCUCUUCGGAGGCUUCAAUACGUCCGACACAGUCACAUCCCCUCAGCGCUCAGGGGCUCUAGCGGGCGGAGUCACCACCUUUGUGGCCCUCUAUGACUACGAGUCGCGGACGGAAACGGACCUUUCCUUCAAGAAAGGGGAGCGCCUCCAAAUCGUCAACAACACGAGAAAAGUGGAUGUCAGGGAAGGGGACUGGUGGCUGGCACACUCCCUCACGACAGGACAAACCGGCUACAUCCCCAGUAACUAUGUCGCACCCUCAGACUCCAUCCAGGCUGAAGAGUGGUAUUUUGGCAAGAUCACUCGCCGGGAGUCAGAGCGGCUGCUGCUCAAUUCUGAGACGCCCCGAGGAACGUUCCUGGUCAGGGAGAGUGAAACCACCAAAGGUGCCUACUGCCUCUCGGUCUCUGACUUUGACAAUGCCAAGGGGCUCAACGUGAAACACUACAAGAUCCGCAAGCUGGACAGCGGUGGCUUCUACAUCACCUCCCGCACACAGUUCAACAGCCUGCAGCAGCUGGUGGCCUAUUACUCCAAACAUGCUGAUGGCUUGUGCCACCGUCUCACAAACGUGUGCCCAACGUCCAAGCCCCAGACACAAGGGCUGGCGAAGGAUGCUUGGGAAAUCCCCAGGGAGUCUCUGCGCCUGGAGGUGAAGCUGGGACAAGGCUGCUUUGGAGAAGUGUGGAUGGGGACCUGGAAUGGCACCACCAGGGUGGCCAUAAAGACGCUGAAGCCUGGCACCAUGUCUCCGGAGGCAUUUCUGCAGGAGGCCCAGGUCAUGAAGAAACUGCGUCACGAGAAGCUGGUUCAGCUGUACGCUGUGGUGUCCGAAGAGCCCAUUUACAUUGUAACCGAGUACAUGAGCAAAGGGAGCUUACUGGAUUUCCUGAAGGGGGAGAUGGGCAAGUAUCUGCGGCUGCCCCAGCUGGUGGACAUGGCGGCUCAGAUCGCGUCUGGCAUGGCCUACGUGGAGAGGAUGAACUACGUCCAUCGGGACCUCCGAGCUGCCAACAUCCUCGUGGGGGAAAACCUGGUGUGCAAGGUGGCCGACUUCGGCUUGGCCCGGCUGAUUGAGGACAAUGAGUACACGGCCAGGCAAGGUGCCAAGUUCCCCAUUAAGUGGACAGCCCCAGAAGCUGCUUUGUAUGGCAGGUUUACCAUCAAGUCAGAUGUCUGGUCCUUUGGAAUCCUAUUGACUGAGCUGACCACAAAGGGCAGAGUGCCAUAUCCAGGUAUGGUUAACCGGGAAGUGCUGGACCAGGUGGAACGUGGCUACCGGAUGCCCUGCCCUCCAGAGUGCCCCGAAUCCCUGCACGAUCUGAUGUGCCAGUGUUGGAGGAAGGACCCAGAGGAGAGGCCCACCUUUGAGUACCUGCAGGCUUUCUUGGAGGACUACUUCACGUCGACAGAGCCCCAGUACCAGCCAGGCGAGAACCUAUAGACGUGGGAAUGAUUCCUGGUGCCAAAGACCUUGCUCUCCUGGUGUGUCCCCGCACAUGUCACAUAGCACACCGCAUCUCAAGAACUCCUUGCAGAGCCUGGUUUUGGGGACUAGCUCUUCUCCCAGAGGAUGAGACUGGGUGCCUUUGAGCCCCACAAGGUGGAGGGGGCUAGGUUCUCCUGAUCACUAAGUACUGAUUUAUGGUGUGUGUUUAACAAAGUGCGGCCCUUUGAUAUGAGAUCAGUCGGAGGGGAACUGGCGGUGUGCCAUGACUGGAGAUUGGAGGAGGAAUCUUUCCAGGAGGGAAGGUCUGUGCAGAAGCUGGAGGGGCCUUCAGGCGUCUUCCUUCUAGUGGUUCUGAAGUGCAAUGAAAGGAAUAGACAACAAUGGCCUAGGCUUUCACUGGAGCACUUGGCUUUGCUGGGACUGGACACUAGUGCUACAGAUGGACACCUUUCAACCUCAGAUCAUGCCUCUUCCAGCCUCUCUCUUUCCUUUGAAACCAGCACAAGGUUCCCCCAGUCCUCUCUGCUCCCGGAGCAGAGGGGGCCGCAGUUCGCUACAGCAGCGUUUGUGGUUUUAGACUGAGAGACUCUUCCAGAGAGAGGACGUCCACAGUUCAGUGCGCACGUCACUCGAUCACCACCACCCUGUGCUGCUGGGGCAGAGGGUGGUGGCCUUGGGACGCCAGCGCCAGCACCCUGGCCUGGCACAUGUGAGUUUGGAUCCGGGAUGGUGGCUGUGGCCUACAGACCUGGAGGCUGUUGAGGUGAUUUUUCUCCCCGUGCAAGACUCCACUGGAGAGCGAGAAAGACUUCGUGGCUGAGUUGCACUUGCAGCUGCAUUCGUGUUCAGUGUUGCUGCUCAUGGUGCCAAUGCCUCCUGACUCAUUUUGGGACCGUGUUAUAUCCUGAGCUGCAGGUUUCUGUCUUCCAGCCUUGUCUCACCCAGCAAAGGGAACCUUGUCAUCUUGAUGACUACUUCUUAGAGACACACUAAGGCAAAUGCCAGUGGGGCAGGAUACGCCUCCUUUCUCCUAUCCUUGCUGCCUACCCCCUAUUGCUUGAUGGAUAUUCUUCAACAAAGUACCCCUGGUCUUCCAGCCAGCACCCUAAGCAGUGCACCGGGAGAAUGCCCGGCCAGACCCUCUGUCUCCUCAUUCCACUCAUUAAGAUGCAUCUUCGUUUACGCCAAGGAUUUUAGUGCUAGAGAAGCAGGGCAACAGUUGUUCUUGGGACACUUGGAUGGUCUCCCAGCUUUGCCAGUCAGGAAAGUUGCUGCUUUUUGACUGGCUGGGUUCUUUGUGCCCGGCCAGGACCGUGGUCUGAUCCUCUGCAGGCGGCUAAGCUCAGGAGAAUCCCAAGACAGCAUCCCUCGCUCCAUGGGGCCGUGGUUUCAAGAACUACUUGUAGAGGUGAAGUCUCCAUUCUGCCUGAGAGCAAAGGGGGCUUUCCUCUCUGUCCUCACUCCCAGAAUUUGUCAUGAGCAACCAGGGGGCCUCUCCUCAACUCCAGACCCUGCCUUUGGAGUCUCCUGCUUUGGCCCAGCUUCUGAGGCUGUGUCCCUGGGUACAGGUGGGGGUCUGGGAAAAGGCUGCCAUGGGGAAGAUCACUAAUGCAGUGUUCCCCUCAACCCCAUGCUUCAGCAUAGGGAUGUAAGAAAGUAGUUGAUGGGAGAAUUGAAUACUCGCUCUCUCCCGCCCCUCAGCAGGAGGGGGAUAGAGGAGGCUGCUGGGAAACAGCCUCUGCCUGUGGCAGGCUGAGGCUUGCUGUGGACAGAGGCUGCUCCGGCAGCAGCCCGUCUGUGGGGGUCCCAGCAGGGGAGCUGGGCCCCCCACAGAAGGGCUGCUGCCACCAAACAGCCUAGGCUGGCCGCCACGAGCAGAAGCUGCUGGACUCAGUGCGAGCCGGAACCGAGCAGUCCCAGCUCGUGCUGGGCUGGGACGCUGCACCUCUGCAUUUCAAAUGCCCAGUGGCUCUUCCUGCAUUUAAAAUGCAGAGCUGUGGCGCAGGCGGCUCCUGGAGCUGGCACGAGCCGGGACUGCUCAGUCCUGCCUCAGGCCAGCAGCUGGAGCUGCCCCCGCUGCAGCCCUGCAGAGCGGUCCUUAUCGACUAGUCGUGUAGUCAAUGUCGUGUGUCGACUACACAAUUAGUUGAAUCACCGCAAUUUAACAUCCUUACUUCAACAGCUGGAGCUGAGAGCUUUGGCAGGGUCUUGGUACCUACCCCGUUUGCAGCAUGAUAGGGUAGGGAAGCAACAUCAGUGUGCACUGGUGUCUGGCCUACUUACUUGGCCCUUGCUGCAAAUUGGCACUAGACCCCGAAUGCAGAAAUGAUGUACAAUCUCUAGUCUAGGCCUCGGUGAGGAAAGGAAAGAGGAAGGGUCUAUCUCUGUGAGGUGCUAAGAACCCUCACUUCCUACUGCAAUCCUGGGCUGCUUUGAUAGCAGUUGACACGCAAGUGGCUGUUUGCAUUUUUCAUCAGACUCAUGAAUAAACUGCAGACUUGAGUUUGCAAACUAUGCCCAGUGGAUGUAAAAUCUCGACUGAAUCCCUUCUUGCCAGAUCUCUCCUCUGCUCUCCUCAGGCAGGGAGGUCUGGUGGAAGGCAGAUUCAGAUACCAGUUCUAGCCCAAGCUGCUGUCAGUGGGGGUUUUCUGGUGACCCUUACCCUAAAAGAGAUGCUAAUAGGCCAUCUAGAGCCAAGUCAGUCAUGGGGCAGGAGAGAUUACAGUAGGCAACUCUCCACCUCCUUCGAGCUGGCAGGAGAGCAGGGAGGUGGAUGGAUUGUAUGCAGGGCAAUAAGAACCGGGCUGGCCCCGGCACUUGGAUUCCUGUCAUUAACUGUGCUGUAGGACAACACUGCAAAUGGAUGACCUGUGUCUCGGAGGCUGGUCCCCAGUGGACAGUGGAGGAAGUCUGCAGAGGGGAUGUUUGCCUGGGGAUUACUCCCGGCCUUUCAGUGAAAGUGCUAAGCCAAAGGAACACUUGGGAUAGACUUGGGUGGUCAGAAUGAGAGACAGGGAGGUGGAAUAGCAAGUGGUGCCCAUGAUGGCAGAGUGUUGUUAAUGGGUGGGCACUUUGCCGAAGACAGGAGAGAACACACAAGACACCACCCUGCCCACGGCCAAGAUAGCUGGCUGGCUGUCAGCCCAAAUCUCCAAAUGCACCAAGCAAGGUCCCACGUACACAGUCCUUAUGGAUUUCUUCCUCAGGCCCCAUGUGGGAUCGGCCAGUGCUUGGAGCAGGACUGAGUGUGCUCGGCCCACCUCUGGAGGGGAGAGCACUCGGGGUGGGGAAGUAGGAGGGGGCUGCUGGACUUGCCCUUUCCUACUCCACACACACAGGCUGGAGAUGUUUCCGAGUCUGACCGUUUUCAGUGGCCGAUCUUGCUCCUGCCUCCACCUCUGACUGUGACGCCCAUGCAGCCACCAAAGCCUGAUUUCUCUCCCCUUUCUAGAGAAGUGAUGUGGUUCAACUGGAGCCACCUCGCAGCUGUCGGUGGGUAAUGCCGUCUGAAAAGGGAAAACGUCUAAGGAGCUGUAAAAUAGCCUGGUGUUGUACAUAGCCCCGAGUUGCCCGGGUGCUCCCCCGGAGCCCCAGCUGUUAAAUUAGUUGCAUGUCUUUUUUCCAAGGUAACGCUGGUUUCUGCAAGUGGAUGGAACUGGAAUUCUUUGCCAUUUGCCCCCAAGACUUUUAUAGUCCUCACUUGAUUUGUCUGUAUUUUGGAUGCUCUUCUCUGUGCCAAACACCCCAAACCGAACCCUCUUGGCAACUGAGGGACUGUGCUCCAAGCCCAGGGUUUAGCUAUCCCGAGCCAGUGCUGUCCUAAUUGCUUCCCUUAGGGGGCAUCUGACCUGGGGGGGCCUUUGGCUCAUGGCUGCGAGUGACUCCUGACCAGCUGUCCCCAGAGCGACAGGCUGGCACCAUUGUUCAGACCCAUCCGAUCUGCGCCAGGCUGGGCUGGGUCUGUCUCAGAUGCCCGCUCUUGGUGCAGAGGAGAACCAUCUUCUCUGGGGAGUGUUCAGGAGUGCUGGGCAGGCACAAAGCCUUCCCCUGGAGAAAUUCCGGCUGGAGGGCGGGAAGCUGGGAUUAACCCCACCCCCUAGAAACGCAGGCACCAAAGCCAUGGGUGAUUGAUUCUGAUGUGCUUCCCCCGACUGUCCCAGCCUGUGGCCUGGCUCUGGAGCAAAGUGGGGUUUGGUAUUUUUCAUGCUCCCAGAACUCUCUCCCUGUUGGGAUCGUUCUCUGUCGUUAGGGCAAUUGAGCCAAACCUCCGCCAGGUGCCAGGCCCUGGAACGGCUCAGCCUCAGGUUGCAGAAAGGUCUUGACAGCAGUGGCUGACUACCGCUCCCUCAGCUGGAGCCAGGGAGGCGCAAGAUGUGUCCAGGGCUAUCAUAGAGAGGACUGACUGCAGAUCCACAAGUAGCUGCUUGAGACCUGUGGAGCAUUUCUGCAGACAGCACCAAUUUUGUACCUGUGAAGGGCUCCGUUGGUAAGAGCCCCUCAGGCAGCUGUGAAGAACUGGUGUGGCUCCUCCAUCUGCCCUAGGUGAGGAACCAGGGGACAGGGAACAAGCGGGGGGUGGGGGUGCUGCUUGGCCCAGAGCAGGUGGAAGGUUCACUGCAGCUCCCCACAGCUACCUGUGCAGCUGGGAGCUGCAGCCCCGCUGUGGUAAACUGAGUAGCCCCCUGGCAGUGCUACAGCCCCACCCGCCUGCCAGGCCAGUGUGGAGCCCAGUUGCGGCAGCCCCUCCACCUGUGGGCAGAGGGGGGGACUGCUCAGCCCCAGCUGUUCCCUUGCCCUCCUCCCUUCUACCCCCCCAGGCUUCCCAUCUGGCCAAGGGCAGGUGGAAGGUCCCCAACUGCAGGCGGGCUCCCCAUAGCUGCCUGUGUGGCUCUCCCCAACUGGGCUCUGGAGGGGCCGUGCCUCGGAGCCUCUGUGGAGAAAUUGGCGGAGAACCUUGCAAGCCUGCGCAGAGCUGCAUCUGUGGCCGCUGAUCGUGGCAGAUGAUUUUUGCGGAUCUGAUGCCGAUGCACAUCUGUGUAUCCGUGCAGGGCUCUGUGCCCGUGGGCUCCCUCCGCUGCCAUCCGUGCCAAACUCAUGUUGGUUCCAGUGGGAUCUGACCUUUGGUCCCCUCCAACUUGGCCUGCUCAUAUUGCAAUGCAAGGAACCUAGCCUGGAGGUAGCCUGACCCACACCUAACCCACGCCUGUUAUUUACAGAUCAGCUUUACCGCACGUUUCUCAUCUGCACUGCUGAUUUGCCUUUGUGAUAAAAAUCAUUAGGGUCAGAAACCGAGGUGAAGCGAGAAUCCAGCCUGGGUUUAUAGAUGCUCUUUAAAGCUGCCGCUUUCUGAGCUGUUGCAGCCACACUGAAAUCCAAGACACAGCUCCCAUCGACUGGCCUCAGCUCCUUAGCAUAAAACUUUCCCAGUCCAGCGGGGGAGAAGCAGGUGCAGAGGGGUGAGAUAAUUGGGUCUUCCCAACCUAGCCCCUCAAAUGUGGCUGGCAAUCUAGCUUUGCUGCCAGUCUCUUCCAAAACAGGGCAUGCUGGGAAAUGUAGUUCAUUUUCUCCCAGAGCAGAUUCUUCCAUGUAGGCAUUUUUUCCUCUAGGAGCUCAGUGAAAAUGGGAGUGGUGAAAACACAAACCCAGCCCUGCAUCUCACGCUUAUUUAUUAAAAUUGGUUCUCUUUUUUAAUUACCUACAUAUUAAAAACCAUCUUGAAAAGACUUCAUUUCCCCUGAGCUCCAAGAAAAGUCCCUGCCUUUCUUCAUGAGAAGACUGUUAAUGUUCUGUAUAUCCUUUACGUGAAUUUUGGACUUAGACCUUUUCGUUUUUCUGCAAAGCAUGACAAUUACUGUGUCUAGAUUUCUGCAUUCGUGAGCAGGGACUCUCGUUACCUUUUAAAUGUUCUGUGUCUUUUUGCAUACAUUGAGCAGUUGUGGAGAAAUCCUUAAUUCCUAGAGAAAUCAGGUUCCCCCCCCCUUAUUUUUUUGGUAAGAUUGCCGAUGUGCAGAGAACGUGGUUGGGGGGCGUAUUAGAUGUGUGUUGUGCCAAUGAAGCAUGUACAAUUUAUAUAACAGAACUUUAAACAUCUACCACCAAGACGAAAUCAUUGCUUCAGAAACAAAAAUAGGCAUAUGCUGAAGAACACCAGGCUGGAGAGGUGGGGUGGGGCAUGAAACAGCUGAUGUACAUAUUCAAAUUUUUUCAGUAUGUACAUUUUUUAAAGAAAGAUGGGGCAGGGGAAUAGAAUGACUUGAAUACUGGUUGUUUCCGGUGCUUGUCUGACGUUAUGACAGCUGGUGUAGCAAUAAUGAUGACUAUUAAUAAUUGAAGUGACCACAAUGUUGCUUUCUUUCCCAAUCUUGGGCAAGUCUGAAGAAGAAUAGAGCAGGAUUCCUUGAAUUUUUUUCUUGUCCCAUGUUCAGAUGAACCCUCCUCCAUUGUGCAUGCUGUAGUGUGCUAGAACAAGGUGACCCUCCUGUGUGUGGACACGAGGGGACCUAGGUUCUGUUGUGUCUCAGGGCUGGAUACUGGUGUUGGAACUGACGAAUACCCUGGAGGCAGCAGGAUGAAGACUUUCCUCUCUUACUAUCGUGGUUGCCAAAUUUAUUUUUUAAGCCAAUAAACUAAACAGGAGUCUCUUAACCUAAUGAGUCUGAUGCUCUUUGGCAUUGAUUCAGGGAAAUAAAUUACACCGCACAAGGUAUUCUUCUGCUGUUUUCACUUGUAAUGUGUUUUGUAAAGUUGCCGGCUGAUGACUAUGCAGAGAACAUGGUUAUCUGCCUCUUCCCUGCUCCUCACCCCCACUGCCUUUUGAGUGUCUAAAUAUCUAGCCCCCUUUCUCUCCUUUUUUUUUAAUAAAACUUUUUGGAAAACCUAAA